AUGCCAGCCACAAAUUACGAGGCAAAGGCAGAAUCACCCACAUCAUUCGCAAAAGAUUAUGGAAAAUUUCAUAGAGUUCUUCAUUAUGAUGACUCAAAUACGGUGCAAUUAUACGAAAAGAAAUCAUCGGUUGACCAGAUCAAAUCACCAGGAAGAACUCCAUCCAGCCCUGUGGUGACAAAAUUGAGGCGGGCUUCCUUAAUCAACAAGACAAUAAGAGAACUCUAUGCAGUCAAAAUGUUUCACUCUGCCCAAACAACCACACCACUCCCGUACGGAAAGCAAACUCCUUCUUUCUCACUAUACCAUCCUAACAUUAUCCCAAUUAUCGACAUACUUUACAAUGAACAAAAGCAUCUCUGCCUCGUCAUGCCCUACUGCGGCGGUGGCAAUUUAAAGUCCUUUCUUUUCCCAGACGGACCACGAAAGGACAGAAUCACGAAAGAAGAGUUAAACUGCUGGAUUAUUCAAAUCAUUCGCGCAGUUGCAUUCCUUCACGAUAAAGAUAUUGUCCAUGGCGAUCUGAGACCAGAACAUAUCCUUUUUACAACCCAAGGCGCAGUAAAGGUAAGUGGCUUUGGGGAAGACGAAGAUGCAGUCCGAGAACUGGCGGAAUUAUUGCAUGGCAAUAAUCGCACUUCAUGCUAUUCUGAGUCGGGAGCCAGUUCAAACAUGACUCCGGCUUCUAACUAUAAGCCCAAGAUGUGCAUUCGGAGGAAGCUAUCGGAGGCAAGCGUUCCCUAUCUUCCGCCAGAGAGGUUUUCUGGUCGACGUGGCUCUUUUCAUCAAAGCUAUGCACAUCAUCAAGGCUUUGAUAUCAGAGCGGGAGAUGUAUGGGCAUGUGGUAUGAUCUACAUGGCUCUGAUAUCAGGCAAGCUCCUUUGGCACAGGGCGCAGAGGAUUCAUCCUGGAAAGCCCUUUGCUAAUUAUCUGAACUAUCGUCUGACCGAUGACGGUUACGGUCCCAUACAGUCGCUUCAACUGCGUUGUCGAAAUGUGGUUUACGCGAUGCUACAUCCCGACUCGGAGUCGAGGAUCACUGCAGCAGAGGUUUUGAGGUCAGAAUGGGCCCUUGGCGUUGCGGUCUGCGAAGUUGGAGAGACGGGAUGA
This is a messenger RNA of Penicillium pulvis, 1110 nucleotides long. Its product is annotated as kinase-like domain-containing protein. Gene Ontology annotation, biological process: protein phosphorylation; intracellular signal transduction; intracellular monoatomic cation homeostasis. Gene Ontology annotation, molecular function: ATP binding; protein serine/threonine kinase activity. Bases 1 to 1110 code for a protein of 369 amino acids. The transcript is spliced from 2 exons. The record is from RefSeq and is a predicted model, not a curated record. Lineage: Eukaryota; Fungi; Ascomycota; Eurotiomycetes; Eurotiales; Aspergillaceae.